UACAUAUGAUACCUGAAGUUACAGUUCAAAAGUCUCUACUGCGUUUAGGUUGGGAGUACCUGAGAAGCUGCAUUUCUUGCCUGAAGGGCUGGAAAAGAAGGAAAAGGUUUGGAUUGUCUUUUGGGAGAGGUGGAGGGAGGGGGAAGCUUACCGAUUUCUGAACUUGCUUUUUGAAAAAUAUCUAACACACCAAAACUGUGUGUUUGAGACAGGACACUGGUAAUGGUUUGGGUGUCUCUUCAGUGUUGACUUUUUUAACGUCCAAGUAUUUCCGCCUCCCUAUUUGGACUCUUGUUAUGCUGAACUUACCAUAAUUUCACAUCUUAUAUGUAGAUACUAUGGAUAACCUUCAUUUGAGUGUCGUAGCUGUGGUCCUUUACUUUCACAUUCCUGGAUCAGUGGGAACCAAGUCACAGCAGCUUCUUAAUGCACAUCGCCAUUCAGACUGCUGGUGGGAUGGGAAGUUCUCAGUGAAUUGCUCUUUUACUGGACUAUCUGCUAUUCCAGAAGAUAUAUCACGAACAGCAAUAACAGCUGAUUUAAGUUACAACAACAUUACAACUUUACUGUGUGCCAACGGGAGAAAUGAAGACUGGAUGCUAAAACAUCUGAAUCUCAGUAACAACCUGAUUUCUGAACUCUCCAUAACUGCUUUUAGAAAUUUACCCGCUUUAGAAACUCUAAACCUCAACGGUAAUUCCAUCAACACCCUCACGCUAGACAUACCUACAGCUGCACAUGCAUCUGAAACGUAUGGAAAAGUCCAUCACUUCCUGCCUGCUUUGAAAGUAUUGUCGGCUGAAAGAAAUUAUCUCGAUGCAGUUCCAAGAGGGCUAGGACUGCUGCAAUCCUUACAGUCUGUCCGUCUGUCGUUCAAUGGCAUACUACGGAUUGACCUGCAUGACUUUCAGAACUGUUCACAGCUGAAAACCAUCUACCUACAAAACAACAAGAUAACUACAAUUCAUCCAGAUGCCUUCCAGGGUCUCAACUACUUACAGGUCGUGGAUCUCCGUGAAAAUGCUUUGACAACCGUCCUACCACAGAUAAUAAUCCACUUGAACAUCUUUCAACUUGAAGUGGAUUUGUCAAGUAAUUCCUGGAUAUUUAACUGCAGACUGAAUGCUUUCAAACAUUUAAUUCCUUUUCUUUCUGACUCCAUGAGGAGAAAAUUGAAUACUUCACACAGUAAAUCUGCCAACAACUCACAGAAACCUGUACUGUACCUUUCCAGUUUCCAUUUGAACUGCAGUGAGGGCAUUUCGUUCAAGACGGCUGCAAUCCCAGCAGGGCAGACGUCAGUGCUAUGCUGUGACACAGACAACACAGGGGGCAAUGGAGUCUCUUGGUGGACACCUAAAGGCAGGAUUUCAGAGGAAAGUAGUCUUCCUCACAUGACACUGGAUAAAAGGAGCAGUUUAGUAAUACACAAUGCCGAAAAAACUGCUGAAGGAUUAUAUAUGUGUAUUUUUAAUACAACAAAGAAGAAAUACCUCAUCUACAAUGUACAGGUGAAAGAACGGGUUUCAACGUCUUUGGUUAGAAAAACCCGGGACACUAACCCUGUUUUUAGACAAGAAAGAACAAAGCAAGACUUUACCCUGGCCAUCUGCCUCUCCGUGUUCAUUACGUUUUUUUGUGCUUUUUGCCUGGGUGUUUUUGCUAGACCCUACCUUGUGCGCCUGUGGAUGUGCAUGCGCAGAAACAAAAGUACAGGUUCAGAACAUACUUAUUCCAAUGAAGCUUUUUCAGAUGAAACCCUGAGCAGAGAGCGCUAUGCACGCAAACCCCCAAACAGGCAGCAAAACCCGUCUGCUAUUUAUGAGAAUUCUUCAAAACGCGCACGCACUGUUCCUACAGACACUGAUCAUUUGUAUGCGUAUAUUAUUGACAGCAUGCUGCACACACCGAAUGCUGAAGAGUACCCAAACCAAAACAGUAAGAAGAUUAACAUGAAGAAAGACCCAGUGUUUUCAGACAUCAAAGCUAAUUCCAGCAAUUCCAAAUACAUAAACUUCGGACAACCUUCUGCAAGGACAGAUAACAAAAACGACAAGGAAAUAACACCAAGGAACUUAAUAAGCAAUGACACUUCAUUAUGGGAACACUCACAGCAUGCAAAUUAUGAAGGUUUAGAGAAGAGCAGGCUCCCUCCCAUACCCAGCAGAACGAAUGCCGACAUUUACUCGAUUCACAUCGACUCUUCAGAUUCAGAUUUAUCCUACGCAAGAGAAACUGGCAUUCCACUUCCCAGAGGACAAUCCCACACAAGUGCACAGGAUUCUAGGAACAGCAAGGUGAGAAACAACGCUGAGCAGCUGCAGUCUGAAAUUACAGAGCCCGCACCAAACUCUCCUGAAAGAAAAGGUAUCGUUUCACAUAAUGAACCCCUAAGCACAGCAAAAUUUAUGCCCAGAAAGCAAAGAUGUGAUGAAGAACUUGGUCUAAAUGGCAAUAUAAAUAUAACCAGUGAUGUAGGAGACUUUAUUUUAUCUAGGAACUGUAUGAGAGAUACAAAGACUGAGAAUUUAAGUGACUACCGAAAAAUAGAAAACUCUCCUCAUGCACAGUACAACCAUACGAUAGAAGGUACUAAUGAACGAGGUCAUUUAGCAGAUUUCUUCGGUGACAGUUCCUCAGAUGAAGGGACUGCAUUCACAAUGAGCGAUGGGAGCUCCUUAGAAGAUUUUGAACUGGAACAACCUGGUGCUAGCAGCAGCCUGCCGGCCCCUCAGCCGUCACUAGAGAAAGCUGCUACAGACAAUGGAAGCGUUUAUUGCUCAGCACUGCCAGAGCAUCCAAACAUCGCUGCUGAGCUUCAGCAUGCUGGAAAAAAUGAAGACAAGCACAAUGUAAAUCUUGAAAACACUACUGAUGGGGUCAGAUACUAUCAACUACUACAUCACUACCAUGGGUCAGAUACUAUCAAGCCUGAAGCAGCAUCACCUGACACUGAUAAACACAGCGAUCGUGUAAACAUGUCAGAUUCAGACUCAAUUGGUUCGAGUCAAAAAGUUUCUGAAACAUUUGACUAUUUUACCAAUGAAGAGUCAACAGUACAAAACUCUAUUUUAGAUUCUCCCCGCAAACAUGAUACAGACUUUAGUAACACGUUACUUUCAUUAAAACCUUUUCCCGUGUAUGCAAGAGAUACAGAAAAUACUCCUGGGGAUGUUGACUUGCAGCUGCAGUUUCCCAUUGGACCAAAGCAUUUCCUCAGAUCCAGUCCCACUGAACGGAAAGAGCAUGCUCCAGAGGUAACCACAGAAGAGCUCACGGAUGGGAGUUCCUCCGAAAGUGAUCGUGAUGAAGGGGACGUUACAUUAAGACAAAACAGCAGUACAUCUGAGAACAAUUAUUUUACUUCUACUCCCGUUGAUAUUGGUUCGAAUGAAACUGUUAAAAAAGCAGCAGUACUGCGUGCCAGCAUAAGCAGCAAUGAAUCACCUCUUCAAUCCCCGAUGGAAGACAAAACCGAAAAGCCUUUUAAGUUUAUCACUGAGAAAGAAGACUCGUUACCACAGGGUGAGCAUGUGAACACAACUAAGACUUGGGAAGAUAAAAUGCAAAGAAGUUUUAAUGAAGAAGAAGAUGACGAACACAUAGAAUUACAGGAUAGCACCAACUGUAGCUCUCCUGAAGAAAUGCAGCCUCGCAGUGUUUUGACAGGUUUGGUGCAUAUUGAAUCUUCUGGGAAAACAGAGCCAGUCUUCAACACAGGAAAGUAUUUCCAGUUGGAUCCGAGUGAAGAGAAUCCGUAUUCCUUAUCAGUCCCAUCCAGUUUCUUUAACAGAAGCCUACAACACAGCUCAUUCCCACAGAAGAGUACAGGAGAUAGAAACUCCAGAAACACUGAUUCCAAUGAGGAGGAUGGCACUACUUUGACAGGACUGAAGAACAAUUAUACAACAGCUGUCAGCCUCCCACAUUCAAGUGAAAAACUCAUUCCAAAACCUCAGACCACACAGGGCCAGUUUUUUGCUAAGAAGAAAAGAGCAUUUGAUGGAUUUGCAGUCAUGUUGCAAAGCAGAACAGAGUGCAGUAGUUCAGACACAGAAGUGUGACAAUAAGCUCCUGCAGGGUUUUUGUCAUACAACAGGUGCAAAAAUGUCUGUGUCUUAGGAUGAAGUUCUCUGGCUUUUAAUAACUUGAAUACCAUAGGUUUUUCUCUCUGUUUGUCGUUUGUCAGUACAACUAUCCACCUCUAACUUCAGAAAAACAAGGUAUGGAACUAGACCUAACCCUGAGAUGUAUAAAGCCUGGACUCAUCUGUUUUAGAAAAGCCCUGACUCCAAAGGGUAAUUCAGGCUAACACAGACAUCUGUGUACAAAUAAACCAGGUACUAUGGGCUUGUGCUUACAAGGGUAUUUGUGUGUAAAAAAAAUAAAAACAGGUAGGGGGUAUGAAAAACAACUCUAGGAUACUCAAAUGAGUAAACUACUCAGUAGUUCUAAGUGUUAAUAAAGUUUUGCUGAGUUAUAGUAAUAGUAUAUAAUCACUUUCUUAUUUAUUCUAGUUACAAAGAUACUACUUUCCUUCGGAAAUUAUCACUGAUAUGCACUGUUUUAUUUCUCUGUCUAAAAUAAAUGUAACAUUGAAAUUAUUACAUUAUUGCUAAUAUUGUGUUUUCCUAUUGGAAUCCCGCUAUUCAUGAAAGAGGAUAUUUUACUGUCUUCUGCUUUUUUGAACCAAAUUUCUGGAUUAGAAGUCUCUAAACUCCACCACCUUUGCAAACGCAGGAGUAUUUUGUCAGUUGCUUCUACUACAGUUCAGCCAGCUUUCAAAAUAUGUAUUGGAAAAAAAUGUUUUUUUUCUGACCAGAAAGCUGCAGUAGCAAUACAUACACUACACUACUUAUGAGGAGCAGCAAGUUUUCUAAGCCUCCCUUUGUGCCAUAAAGCUACAGGAAAAAAAAAAAAGAUUAUCUGCUGUCCUCAUCACAUCCACAAAGAAAAUAAAUUCACUCCUUCAUGAAGGAAUUUUUAACGUGACUAAGUAUUUCACUCUACUGUCAGAAUAUUGUUGAUGUUGUCUGAAACUUGCCUUCACAUUUCUGUCUAAAUCUUGCACCUUUGCUUUGCUGCUGAGCACUGCAGACACUCGUUAUCAUCACCUAUUCAUUCAAACUCAAAUAUUCACCUCCUUCUCCUUCUUAUUAGUUCCUCACAUCAUUAGCAACUGCUCUCAGAAAUACAAAACCUUAUACAUUUCCUGUGGCUUCCAGCCAAUACUCUUUAUAACGUGUGCCUUCAACAUUCUUCUUUUUUCCCUUCACCCUAUUUCUCCAGGCCCUUCAGUACCCAUAAGGUACACAAUCCCCCCCCUCACUGAAUCCCUUUGAGAUUCUAUCAUAAUUCACUUUCCUUUACCUUUCAGCUGUUGUCAAUCAGCCAUAUCUUGUUGGCACUGAAAACAUUCCUCAUUUAGCUCAUUUGGUCACUCAACAUUUUCUAGAAUACUUACUGUAGUACAAAAACAGUUGCAGUUAUAGGAGUAUAAAUGUACAUUAUACAGGCACAAGCUUGUUUUCUGUGUUUUAUUUUUUUUCCCCUCCUGCACAGAAGUUAUGCUUGCAAAGAGGCGUAACUGCAACUGCUCUAGGGAUGUUGGAACUUCUUUAGCUUCAUCAGUAACUUCAGGUACCAAAAGAAUCACGUUCACUUAAGUUUUAAGUUACUACCACAACUGAUAGCAAGUAAAUGAAGUCACAGAACAGACCCCAUAAAAAAGCAGUCAGCAUAUGCUGGAUGAAUUCUCAAAUGAAGAACAAAGAGUUGACUGUUUUGGUAAUAGUUUGGGCACACCCUUCUUACAGGGUGUAAGCCUCUUCCUUUAUUCUCUUUGUCAGGCUUUACAAGUAUGCUUCCUAUUCACCACCAGAUUUGGAAUUCUGCAGCCAAUAUUCAAUAUUAAGUAGGAAGAUUAACUAAUGGCUGUUUUAAAAACUAAAGUCGUGAAUGUACUAGAGACAUUUAGGCUGCAAUUUUCAUGUCUUAUUGCUAGCAGCUUUUCUAUUGUUCUGCUCAGAUAUUACCACUUUUGCUUUGAAAAGGUCAACUCAACAGCCCAUUGCAAGUCAAAUAAUUGACAAACUCUGCUAAAUGCUAAGGAAAACACGAGUAUUUGAGGUCACGAACAGAGCCUCAGAUAUAAAUACCAUCACAUUCAAAUACUACUAGACUGGUGUUCUCUUCCAAGAUGAAUAGUAUCUGGAAUUUACGCUUCAGAUCUUCAAGAUCACAGAAGAGCUAAGGUUGGCAGGGCCCUCUAGAGGCUGCCUGGUCCAACCCCCACUCAAACAGAGACACCCACAGCAGGCUGCCCAGAACCACGUCCAGGGGGCUUUUGAAGAUCUCCAAGAAGGGAGUCUCCACAAACUCUGUGCAACCUGUGCCAGUGCUCAGUCACCUGCACAGUAAACAAAGUGCUUCCUGAUGUUCAGAGGGAACCUCCUGUGUUCCACUUUGUGCCCACUGCCUCUCGUCCCAUCCCUGGGCACCGCUGAAAGGAGCCUGACUCCCUCCUCUUUGCACCCUUCCUUCGUGUAUUUGAACAUACUGAUGACAUUCCCCAUCUGCUGAGCCUUCUUCUCCAGACUGAGCAGCCUCAGCUCUAACAAUUUUUCUUCAUAGGAGCAGUGUUCCAGUCCCUUCAUCAUCGUAGUGGCCUUUCAGCGAACUCUCUUCAUCCUCUGUCUCUCUGGGGUGUCCAGCCCAGAACAGGACACAGCACUCCAGGUGUGGCUUCACCAGUGCUGAAUGAAGUAGAAGGAUCACCUCCCUCAACCUGCUGGCAACACUUCCGACGCAGCCUAAGAUACCUUCUCUACCACAAAAGCAUCGCUCACGUUCAACUUGACGUUCACCAGGACCCCCAAAUUCUUUUCCACAAAGCUGCUUCCUGGCCAGUCUGCUCCCAGUAUGGCUCCUGGGAUUACUCCUCCCAUGUGCAGGACUUUGCAAAGCCCUUCUGUGAACUUCAGAAACUUCCCAUCAGCCCAUUUGUCCAGCUUCAGGUCCCUGUAGAAAUCAGCAUGACCAUCUAGUGUA
Molecule: messenger RNA, 7050 nt
Organism: Cygnus olor (mute swan)
Lineage: Eukaryota; Metazoa; Chordata; Aves; Anseriformes; Anatidae
Gene: LRRC66
Product: leucine rich repeat containing 66
Exons: 4
Coding region: 339-4064 (1241 amino acids)
Cellular component (GO): extracellular matrix
Molecular function (GO): protein binding
Source: RefSeq, a predicted model, not a curated record